Molecule: messenger RNA, 2148 nt
Organism: Ipomoea nil (Japanese morning glory)
Lineage: Eukaryota; Viridiplantae; Streptophyta; Magnoliopsida; Solanales; Convolvulaceae
Product: suppressor protein MPT5-like
Exons: 5
Coding region: 1-2148 (715 amino acids)
Biological process (GO): post-transcriptional regulation of gene expression
Cellular component (GO): cytoplasm
Molecular function (GO): mRNA binding
Source: RefSeq, a predicted model, not a curated record
AUGUAUGGUGCUAAAGGAAAAGGGAGUGUGAAGAAUCAGUACGUUGAUGGAAGUGAUUACGUUAAUGGUGUGAUAAUGGGUGUGAAGAAUCCUUCGAGAUCAUUGACCAGUGGGUAUGGGCUCUGGGGAGACGGUUCGUCGUCUUCAUCUUUCCUCCCGUUUGAUCACUCUGUGAAUCAAGCUUUGAAUGCCAGGAGUGGUGUUUCUGGGCUGUUGAAUGGCUACAAUGAACAAAAUCUUGAGGGGUUAGUUGAACGGGGGUUGUGUGAUGAUCUUUACAGAAUGCAUAUUGGGAAGGGAGCAGGGGAGUAUGGUGGAUGUGGUAAUGGGAGAUUAGGAUCAAAUGAAUCUGGGGUGGGAUUUGAGGAGGCUUGGAUGAAUGGAACAGUGGGGAGUAAUUUGAACUGUAAUAUUGGUAACCUUAAAGGGUCUGAAUCAGUGUCAUUAGCUAGUCAUAAGUAUUCAUUUGAUUCAGUGAGACCAUUUUGUUCAGAUUCUCAGAAGGAGAGAAUGGAUCAUCUCUUGGAGAUGAGUAAAUGGCAGAAGAGACCAAGUUUUGGUGAUGGUGAAGGUUUCUUUUCUCCAGGGCACCAUGGAAAUGGUGAUGGGGGUGCAGGUAAUAAUGUUUUAAGCCAUUUCCAACGCUUCGAGCUGGUAAACCGUGGACUUGGAUUGAACCAUCCUUGUUUCAAGAAUGGGGCUAAUGGUGAUGAAGGUUUCUGGGCAUCACAGUAUCCUGUAAUUGAUGAUGGUGGUGUUGGAGAUAACAAGCUGUUAAGCCCAUUUCUUGGUUCUCAGUUGAUGAAACACAGGCAGGGAUGGAAUUCUGGAUAUGACUGUUCAACUCCAGUUCUUAACCAAAGGCCUAGAGGGUUGCCAAAUGGCAUGGUUGAUCCUCCUCCAUCUUUUUUGCCAAAUUCAAGGGAUUGUGAAACUGUGGGUUCUAAACAAAACUUCAUUUCACUAGAAGAAGCUCUAAAAUGUUAUGCUAAUGAGAAUUUAAACUGUUUAAAGGCUCAGAAAAUGAAUGAGGUGUCAAUGCCAAGAUUCAGAGAGAAAAACCUUAAAACAUACAAUGAAGAAUGCCAACAUGGAGGCUUUUGUGAAGUUGAUUUGAGACAUAGUUCUCAUGGGAUAUCGGUUACUAGUCCCAUACAUUUGCAACCAGUCCAUAAUUCAUUGGGGAGUGUUCAAGACUAUAUAUGUAAAAUAGCAAAGGAUCAGCUUGGGUGUAGGGCUUUACAGAGGGCAUUUGAUCAAGGAACCCUUCAAGAUGUGCAGUUAAUAUUCGAUGGAAUCAUUGAUCAAAUCGGGGAAUUUAUGGUGGAUCAAUUCGGGAACUACCUAGUGCAGAAGUUAUUGAAUUUCUGCAACGAUGAGCAGAGGAUGCAAAUCGUGCUCAGGGUGACUAGAGAGCCAGGCCAGCUAGUGAGAAUUUCAUUGGACUCACAUGGGACUCGUGCUGUGCAGAAGCUAAUAGAGACAAUGAAAACAAGGCAGGAAAUUUCAUUAGUUAUACAGGCCCUUGAACCCGGUUUUCUUGAUCUCGCUACUGAUCUUAACGGGAAUCAUGUCCUGCAGCGUUUCUUGCAAUCUCUUAGCAAGGAACAUAAUAAGUUUAUUAUGAACGCUGCUGCAAAAUACUGCUUUGAGAUUGCUACUCACCGGUAUGGAUGCUGUGUGCUAAACAAAUGUAUCAGUUAUGCAAGUGGAAAACAUCGCGAGAAGUUGCUGGCAUGCACUUCAUUUCACGCUCUUAUCCUUGCUCAAGAUGCUUUUGGAAAUUACGUGAUCCAAUAUAUCAUAGAGCUCAAGAACCACUCCAUUGCUUCCGUGCUGCUUUCCCAGUUUGAAGGGCACUUUGUACACCUCUCGAAGCAAAAGUUUAGCAGCCAUGUCGUCGAGAAGUGCUUGAAAUUUAUAGAAGAAAGCCGGGCAAUAAUCAUUCACGAAUUGAUCUCAGUGCCUCAAUUUGAACAGCUGCUUCAAGACCCUUUCGCCAACUAUGUCAUUCAAUCUGCCCUCGGAGUCGCCAAGGGACCACUCCGCGCUUUGCUAGUUGAUGCAGUGAGGCCUCACAUGGCUCUUUUGCGAAGCAAUCCAUUCUGCAAGAAGAUUUUGUCUCAAAGCAUCUUGAAAAAGAAAUGA